AUGGCGACUUCUCCAAAUGCAAAUGAGAUUGUCACAAGACUAUUGAGAGGGUCUGAAAAAGCAACGCUUGUUAUUGAUACUCGACCGCGAACAGCUCGUGACGGCGCGUCAUUGCAAACAACGCAAGAACCUGGCUCGACAUACAUACGAAAGACGCGGAGAGUAAUUGCGGUCGUAUCACACGACUCUAAUGGAGCACUAUAUGGAGGGCUGUUCAUAUUUAAAUGGAGCGGCGACGCCCUCGUCCUUGUCGAUACCUUUGCAUUAUCUGCCAGCUUUGAGAUUCAUGUCUCCCAAGUGACGUCUUCAACUAGCCCAACGAGCACCAACGCCCCGCUGAAGAGUUCGGUCGCUCAUUGUCUUGUAAACAUACUUUCCGACGGCAGAGAGUUCGCAUUCGUUUGCCAAGAAGAUCAGGCAGUGGCGUUGGAGCGCGAAUGUAGAAAGCUCCAGAGCCUAACUAUGACCAGCGAAAUGAGGGCAGAAUCAACUCAAAGCUGGCUCGCCGCGUAUUCUCCUCCUAUUGAGGAUCAGAGGAACCUCAGACAUUUAGUCGACGACCUCGCACUCUCUACCGCUUUUGCUGGUAGCCCUGGAGACGAGGAUGGAGACGCUAUCUUGAUUCGUGAUCAUUGGAUUCAGCAGCAAAUCCUCGCAUCCAGGGAUGCAUUCUCCUCCCCGCAUAAGCUACGACUACGAGUUGGAACAUUUAAUGUCAAUGGACGAUUACCGGAUGCGUCGAUCAAGUCUUGGGUGCAACACAUGGGCCCUUCAGCUGACAGGCGAAAACCCGGCAUUCUUGAUAGCCCUGAUAUGCUCAUAUUUGGAUUUCAAGAGCUGGACCUCAGUACAAGUGCUUUAAUCUACAGUACGUCUACUCUGCUCGAGGAUACAUGGACGUCAGCCAUUAUGAAUUGCUUGGAAGAUACUGGAGGAUCUUAUGUCAAGUUCGCGUCGUGUCAACUGGUAGGAAUGUUAAUACUCGCCUUCGUUCGAAAGGGGCAACGACCAUACAUCUCGGAGAUUUCAACUACAUAUCUUGGGGUAGGAAUAAUGGGCUUGAUGGGAAACAAGGGUGGGGUCGGUUUACGAUUCCGCUUCCGAAACACAGUCAUCACCGUUGUGGCAUCACAUCUCGCAGCUCAUGACGGAAUGAUGCAAAAGCGCAAUGAAGACCACCGCGAGAUCUGUAAUCGUAUGCACUUCCCCUUGCGGGCUGCGACGCCCGCGGAAGCCGCGGAGCCACUUAGACCAGUCUCUUCCUCAAUAUUCGAGAGUGAUGUUCUUAUCUGGAUGGUGAAUUGCUUACUUUAUCUCGACAAUUCUGACCGAGCCUAUCUCAACUAUCGUAUUGAACUACCGUUUGAAGACGUUAUGGAGCAAAUAGUCGAAUCUGUGGCCCCGCGAGACCUUGUAGAACUCCUUCAGUUCGACGAACUAAAUGUCUCAAAGAGACACAAGCUAGCAUUCAACUCUUUCAAAGAAAUGCCGAUUACUUUUCCGCCGACUUAUCGAUACCUACUAAAUGGGACUACUAUUGACUCAAAGAGACGUCCAGCGUGGACAGACCGAAUCCUUUCCCUUGCUCAUCCAGAAUCGUCCCUCCAACAAACCAAAUACGAGUCUCAUCCAAACACUCUCCUCAGCGACCACAAGCCUGUCUCAGCCGAUUUUGAUCUUGAGACAAGAUCUGUGGAUCCGGAACUUCAAAGGAGCUCCAUUGCCACUAUCCUGUCCAGUAUGAGCCGCCUGCCAACACAGGCGAAUUCGGCCCCGAGGCUAUCUCUGAGUAGCAAGGUUGUAGAAUUUGGGAACCUUAGGUAUCUUGAAACUUCGACCCAGUUCGUGGAGAUCCUCAAUAAGAGCGACCGACCUUGCGCUUAUCGAAUCAUUUCACCUAUUGAGGGCGGGUUAAUAGCACCCCAUUGGCUAAAAAUAAGCCCUAUAUAUGGAAUCAUAGCCCCGCACCAGUCCAUCACUUUAACCCUCACAGCGUUCAUCGAUACAUCCGCUGCUACAGAACUCAACGUGGGUUCCGGGGAGCUCGACACAACAAUCGUUCUGCAUGUCGAGCAUGGCGUGGACUACUUCCUCGCGGUAAACGGCAGGUUCUUGCAUACGUGCUUUGCCAGGAGCUUGGAAUCGCUCGCCUGUUUGCCUCAAUCCGCGCGAUACACCGCCGGAUUCUCAAAAGCAAACGAGACGCGGCCUUCUACCAUUCCAAAGGAGCUGAUGAGGGUUAUAGACUGGCUUAUGAGUCAUCCGAUUGAGGAUAGAAGCAAUGAGCUCUUUGCGACGUCGUCGGAUCUAGAGUUAUUAUCUUUAAUCCGCGAGGCAAAUACGGAAGAUCCAUUUCCCUUUGAGGACGAAACUCGAUGGUCAUCGGUUGACAUCACACUGGCAUUUGCGGAAGUCCUGGUACUUUUCUUUGCGGCAUUGCCAAAUGGCAUGGUACCAUCCUCGGCCUAUCCUAUCAUUACCGGGGCUGCGGAAGAGGAUGAUUCCGAGCUAUUAGAGCAUCUCUCACCAGUAUCUGUUAAUGUCUGGGUAACUCUUUUCGCGUUUCUUCAGUUUGCGUGCUUGCAGACAUCGCGCCAAGAAGUCGAAGCGAAGAGAAUCGGUGAAUGUCGUCCGUUAUGA
Molecule: messenger RNA, 2640 nt
Organism: Serendipita indica DSM 11827
Lineage: Eukaryota; Fungi; Basidiomycota; Agaricomycetes; Sebacinales; Serendipitaceae
Source: the annotation of a GenBank genome assembly